Molecule: messenger RNA, 4838 nt
Organism: Syngnathus typhle (broad-nosed pipefish)
Lineage: Eukaryota; Metazoa; Chordata; Actinopteri; Syngnathiformes; Syngnathidae
Product: kinase non-catalytic C-lobe domain-containing protein 1
Biological process (GO): small GTPase-mediated signal transduction
Molecular function (GO): guanyl-nucleotide exchange factor activity
Source: RefSeq, a predicted model, not a curated record
AUGGAGACUUCGUGGAGAGACGCAUACUAUGAAAUAGACCAUCUUCCUCCUCUGCUCGAAGAUGAGGAAAAUGUGUCUCUGGCAGACCUCCUGACUUUGCGAGACAGCUGUCUGUGUGAGGAGGACGUGUGGGCAGUGUGCGCAGAGUGCCUUGUGGCCCUGCAGAGCAUUCGAGCCUCCCACCUCUUCCACACCUUGUGCAUCACCCCAGACACGCUUGCCUUCAAUGCGCACGGGAAUGUUUGCUUCAUGGAGCAGCUCAGCGAUGAUCCUGAGGGCCUUUUUGUGCCUCCUGAAUUUGACAAUACAGGCAGCACGUUUGAGGGCCAUGUUUUUUCUCUGGGCUCAACCCUGUCCGCUGCACUGAAUUUUGUGAUCGAACCAGAACUGGAGGCUGAGCUCGGUGAAGAAACUCAAAAGCUGUUGGGGAAAAUGCAGGAAAAGAAACCAGAGGAUCGACCGCUCAUACAGGACAUCCUCUUUCAGGCUCAAGCAAGAUUGCGCAACACCUCGUCGGCAGCCGUGUGCCGUAGAUUGUCUUCUGUCGGACGACGUGUGCUCUCCGUUGAAUCGAUAUCAAAUUUCCAAGAUGGACAAGAGAGCUCUGAGGCAAUUUGGCAACAUGCAAAAUCCCCCAAAAAGACUUCCUUUGACAAAGACAUCUAUGGGAACACUACUAAGAAGACAAAGGGUCUAUCCAGACAACAGGUGUGUUUGGGUUGGGACUCGUCCCUCUGGGCUGAAGAUGCAGACAAUGCAGACCGAUGGCGCAGGGGCUUAGCAGAUGAGCUGGACUGCUCCACAGUCACCGUGAGAGCCCAGCAAAGAUUCAACAGAAUGAAGGGGGCGCUCAAUCGCUCCUGCUCUGUCCCGGACUCCAACAACCCGCCUUUUCCCACCCCAGCACAUGGAAACAUUAGCGUACCUGUAUCGGACCUAACUGAGAUCGGCGCCAAUGAGCAUUUGUCUUCCAAGUGCGUUUGGGACAAGAGAUCCAAAAGACUGGCUCGGGGAAGGUCCUGCGAGUCGUAUUCGCGGAGUGGCGCAGAGGAUUGUCUGAGCUCGCUUGUGGAUGGUCCACCAUCAAGAAGAAAAAAUGAAGACGCUGUCAAGUCUUCAUGUCAUUUUCAAGACUGUCAUGAAGAUACGUUUGAGGAAGGGAGUCCGAAUUUAGCCUCAUCAGGCACGUCGACGGCCUUUUUAGAAUAUGACAACUCUGGUGCUCAAAUAUCAAAAGAGCACAAGCGCUACGUGAGCAAAAGCAUAUCUCGGGAUGAGUGGAGCCCACUAAGAGAGUUACUGUCUCAUUGUGGACUGGGCCUGACGGUGAAUGAGCUCUGGGCUCUCUGCUACACCUGCCUGUCGUCCCUGCAGACCUAUACUGACUUUCCAGCUUUCUUAUCCCUGGACACGGUGUACAUUAGCCGCCAGGGAGAGUUGCUUUUCUUGGCACCCAAAAGCUUUGGAACUGAGGACAGAUUUUAUCUUUCACCUGAAUGUCAAGAGCAUGGAAUUGUAACUGAGAAGGCUUGUGUUUACGGGGUCGCUGCUAUCUUGUGGAGCACGGCAAAGUUCAAUUUGUUACCCAGUCAGAAACUUGUAAUGCCUGGCAAACUGAAGCGACUUCUGCUUGAGAUGGCAAACAACACACCCGUGGAGAGACCUUCUAUUGCCGUGGCCAAACAGAGCUGUUGUGACUACUUAAGCCGUCAAGGGACGAAUGCGGAGACGGUGUGGAAGCAGCUCAUCACGAGGGUCCAUGCGACAGUCUCGAGAUCUGUCCAUGGAGAAGAUUUGGCUUUGGAUGGGUUUGAGUCGAGAUACUUUGCAUAUGAGCAGUGUGGACUCCAGCACUCGCAGACCUUCAGUUCCACAAGCACCCCCAUCGUACUGACCAAUGAAGGGGAAGACGGCCCAAAAAAUGGAAUUGACGAACAUGGACUCCGAUUCAGACGCCGGGCUAGUGAGAGGGACCGCUUGGCCGGGGCCAGCCGCCAAAGCCCGUCUGAAGCCCGUGAUACUUGCGAUGACCAGAUGAGUCGUGAUCGCUCAGACGAAUUGGAGGACAGCCGUUCUCAGCUUUCAGAGCAGCAGCUCAUCUCACUGGGAUCCAGAGCAGAUCUGUACUUCAGGCCGGCCUGGGACUUGGCUUUGUUUGAAGAAGACUGUUUUAGCUCCCAAGUGAUCCAGUAUGCCUCGAGUCUUGGCCAGGACAGAGGAUCGUCGUGCCUGGAUGCCAAAACACAGGAGCUGCAGCAGCAAUUGAUGAUUGAAACAAGUAAUCUUAAGAAAAUGAAAACAUUCUACCAGAAACUAAUUCAGCAAGACAGACAAAAAGGAAUCCUUUCCAAACACAAGGCCCAGCUUGAAGAACUGAGAUCGAAAGUCAUCUUCUUGGAUAAUGUCAAGAAAUAUCUUCAGACACAGCAUGUGGAUCAGCGGGGUUUAGAUGUGGCACUACUGCCAUCUUUGUCUGCUCGUGGCCUGAAGUCUUUGGCUGCCCGAAGCUCUGAGGACACUUCAUUCUUGAGCUUUGCAACCUGUCAAGGAAAAAGAAAUCUGCCAGCAGGGACUCCUCUCGGUCUCAUGGCAUACCUUGAUGCAAGAAAUGCUGCUUCCGAGGGCUUCAUCCAGCAGUUCCUGUACACGUAUCGCUUUUUCUGCACUUGUGAGCACUUACUGCAGUUUAUCAUGGAGACGUUCAUCAGUGCAGUGAGAGAAGGUCCGGACAGAUCCGAAAAAGAUGCUAACGUCUUGCAUCGCAGUUUGGACUUGUUGGGUGUAUGGAUUCUAGAUUGCAAAACGGUUGACUUCACGCCAAAGUCCAACAUUGUGGAGGUUUUAGAAAACUUCCUUCGGACUGUGGUAAUCCCCGUAGAUAGUCGAGGGCGUGUCCUUCUCGCUGCUCUGCAAAAUCCUCCGAGGACAAUGUGGAGCACAAGGAGAGGGAGUCAAAUCCAUUGUGUGGCUGAGGAUCAGAUAUCAAGAGCGGUGAAAUCUUCAGCUUCCAUUGCAAAAGAGGACUUCUCCAUAGCUGCAGCUCUGCCUGUGCCUUGCUACAUCUCCCUGGUGGAUGAGCCUUCCAGCGGUGAUGAGAAACUCUUCUUUCGCCAGAAGAAUUACAGUGCGCAGCAAGUAGCUCAACAACUCACUCUCCUGCAGCAGGACGUUUUCCAAGGAUGUCAUCCAGUCCAUUUCCUCAAUUCCAGAAUACAAGGCAUCAGAGACAAGCCCUUAAGGGAAAACAACUCCUCGGGUACUGGCUCCAAACAAAUUCCACCAGUAGAGAGCAGCAGCCUCCAACAGCUGCUUGCUUACUCUGACACCGUUAUGAAAUGGAUUGCUGGUGAAAUAGUCAUUUGUGACUCAAUCAAGGAACAAGUUGCCUUGCUGACUAAGUACCUGUGGAUUGGGAAACAUUGCUAUGAAUCCCGCAAUUUUGCUACAGCCAUGCAGGUCCUUGAAAGUUUGGAGAACAUCAUUGUCAGGCAAUUACCAGCUUGGAAACAUCUGUCUUCCAAGAUGCAUGAGAUCUUGGAAGAGCUACGAGCCGUGCAGGUGUUUCUGAAGAGUGAUAACAUGUGUCUGAUAGCGGAAGGACAAAAGAGAAGCCCUACUCUUCCCUCGGCGCACAUCCUGGCCAUGCAUAUUCAACAGCUCAAAAUCGGAGCCUUCACGCUCACCACUGGCGCUUACAAGUGGACCAAGCUUCGGAGGAUAGCUAAGGUAGUGAGUCAGGUCCACGCCUUCCAGGAGCUGGUAUUCACCUACAGCCCGGACCGGGACACGCAGGCCUACCUUUGCCGACGCAUCACCGAGCUUGGCAACCGUGACGUCGGCCUCCGUCAGCCAGCAGUCCGCCGGGCGUUAAACGAGGAGGGUUCAGGAAAUCCUGACAAAGGUGAAGGCCUCCCUUCAGUGAGCCCUACCCCCACAAGGCCCCUGUCAGCAACCCAUAGCUGAACGGCUGCAAUGAAUUCUCUCUGUUACCAUGGCAGGCGACACAAUUGAGUUACACAAACAAACGUUCUAUCAUAUCAGGUAAGACAGCCAGAUAGACUUUUGUUAUAACCCACAAAAAAUUGUGAAAAGUGACUGUUGGCAAGCACACAUGCUGGCUGGUAAGAGCAUAUCGCUAAUAUGGAGCAUUUAAAAGAAAUCAUUUAUAUUCUUGACUUGUAUCAUUUCCAAACCUAGUGCAGACCUGUCUAAAAGUUUGAAGAAAUGCUGACUUGAUAUAUAUAUAUAUUUUUCUUUAAUGCCAGUCCUGUACAAAUUUUGAAUUUCAGAGUUGGCAAAAUAGCAAAUCAAUGCUAUUACUAAAGGCCUUGCUAUUUCAGAGCAUGACCAAAGUAAAUGACACUUUUGAGUUAUGAUAGCACGUUAAGUUUUAUUGGCUAUUUUCUCCAGCAGACGCACAGCUUCAGCGGUGAAGAUUGAAUGUGGCUUGUCAUGAGAAUAUGAUUAAGACAGAUUUGACAUUUAAAAAUGCAAUUUUGUCACUCUCUCGCCAAAUUGUGUUUUAGUCCAUUUGGACAUUGUAGCUUGCGCUAUUUUUAGGAUGUGGAACUUGCUCUUGCGUUGUGUGCUGUUUUACUUAUUUGCUGUCUUUUAAAUCAUACGAACCAAAACGACCUGUGAGAUGCAUUUUACGGACUUUUAUUUUCCAGAUAUUUCUGCUACAAGUUUCAUGGCUCAAAGUAUUUACUUUAACCAUUAAACAGAUGUACAGUAUUUUACAGCUGUCUUUUAAAUACUGAAGACAUUUUCAUUUUUAAUUGAUUUGAAUUGAAGAACUAAUUUGUGGAUUUUUGCUUCGUGGAUCUUGCUUCAGCAUA